Helianthus annuus (common sunflower) is the source of this 597-nucleotide messenger RNA. RefSeq lists its product as uncharacterized. Bases 1 to 597 code for a protein of 198 amino acids. The transcript is spliced from 2 exons. The record is from RefSeq and is a predicted model, not a curated record. NCBI's taxonomy places the organism in Eukaryota, Viridiplantae, Streptophyta, Magnoliopsida, Asterales, Asteraceae.
AUGACGACAUGGCACAUCUUUUGUGUUUACCGGGUAAACAAUAUUGAAAAAAUCCCUGCCCAGUUUGUUGUUAAGCGUUGGACUAGGGACGUGCUUCCCAAAAGUAUAUUUUCUAUUGAGCGUCGAUACGGCGUUGACACCCGUCCACAAGCUGCUGCGAGAAGUCAGAUUCUUGAGAUUGUAACCGAAUGUGUAGACGCAUUAAGAAGUGAUGUUGGAGGACUUUCUACUUUCGCUGAGCAGAUAAAGGAACUGAAAUCCAAGUUACUAAAUGGAGGACCAGUUGAUGACGAAGCCAAGAAUGAUAACUAUGCUCCUGUUGAAGAAUUGCUUGGUGUUUCUUUAGAUGGGGACGUAACUCUCAACAAUCCAGACGGGAUCAGGAACAAAGGAUGCGGCAAAAGUCGACGAUUGUCUAGAGCAUCGCAGGAUGGAACGAGCAACUCUGCUGGCAAACCUCCCAAAACACCAAGGCUUUGCCGAACAUGUAUGAAGUACGUGACUGGGCAUGAUUCAAGAAAUUGCAAGAAAAAGAAGAAGAAUAAAUCGGGUAACGAGGAUGAGGACUCAAGCUCUGCGAGUCAGGAGUCCACUUGA